CGGGACAAGGGAAGCAUGUUGGACAAUUGAGAGAAAGAAAAACACCCUGUCCACGCUUCCACCAUACGGAUUUUCAGUAUUGGAUUAUAACGCGUGGUGGACUCAAGACGCAGCGAACUUUUGGGAAUUACCGCUUUUCUAUUCGUGCUCCUCCGGACACGAUUCAAUGAAUGAAAUAGACAGAAGCGCGCUCUCGAUGCAUCAACAACAGCGGGACUGAAACAGAGGAGGCACCCAAGCUCUUCACCUAUUUAUUUUUUAUUUAUUUUAUAUUUAUUGAAUAUGGGGCACGCUAUCCUGCUGACUCUCGCCGUCAUGUCUAUUCUACUUUGCCAGGGCUUGUGUUCGGGAGUCUUUGAGCUGAAGUUACAAGAAUUUUUGAACAAGAAGGGAAUACAGGGAAACAAAAACUGCUGUAAAGGCGGACUGACGUCGUCUUUCCAACAGCAGUGCGAGUGUAAAACAUUUUUCAGAAUUUGUCUCAAGCACUACCAGCCCAACGCGUCGCCGGAGCCCCCAUGUACGUACGGCGGGGCUGUGACGCCAGUGCUUGGGUCCAACUCCUUCCAAGUCCCCGAUGCCAUCCCGGAGAGCGCCUUCACCAACCCAGUCAGAAUAAACUUCGGCUUCACGUGGCCGGGGACCUUCUCACUGAUCAUCGAGGCAUUGCACACGGACUCCAAAGACGACCUCUCCACAGAAAACCCAGACCGCAUCAUCAGCACUAUGACAACACAGAGGCACCUAACUGUUGGCGAGGAGUGGUCUCAGGACCUCCACAGCGGCGGAAGAACCGAACUCAAAUACUCGUAUAGAUUUGUAUGUGACGAGCACUACUACGGCGAGGGAUGCUCUGUCUUCUGCAGACCCAGGGACGAUGCUUUCGGACACUUCACCUGUGGAGAGAGGGGAGAAAUCGUCUGUGAUGCAGGCUGGAAAGGACAAUACUGCACUGAACCUAUCUGUCUUCCCGGUUGUGAUGAUGAACACGGAUUUUGCGAGAAGCCGGGCGAGUGCAAGUGCAGAGUAGGAUUCAAGGGGCGAUAUUGUGAUGAGUGUAUCCGCUAUCCAGGCUGCCUGCAUGGGACCUGCCAACAGCCCUGGCAAUGCAACUGUCAAGAAGGAUGGGGUGGUCUCUUUUGCAACCAAGAUCUAAACUACUGCACUCACCACAAACCCUGCAUGAAUGGGGCCACUUGUAGCAACACAGGCCAGGGCAGUUACACCUGUUCAUGUCGCCCGGGAUUCACUGGAGCCAGCUGCGAAAUCCAAGUCAACGAAUGCGCUGGAAACCCCUGUCGCAAUGGAGGGAGCUGUACGGAUAUGGAAAACACGUACAAAUGCACCUGCCCACAUGGUUUCUAUGGUAACAACUGUGAACUCAGUGCCAUGACUUGUGCUGAUGGGCCGUGUACUAAUGGGGGGCGCUGCAGCGAUAACCCUGAUGGAGGCUACUUCUGCCAGUGUCCCAGUGGCUACGCAGGCUUCACCUGUGAGAAGAAGAUCGACCACUGCACAUCUAGCCCUUGCUCCAAUGGUGCUCGCUGUGUGGAUCUGGUGAACUCGUACAUCUGCCAAUGUCCAGAGGGCUUCACUGGGAUGAACUGUGACCACACGGGCGACGAGUGUGCAGCAUACCCCUGUCAGAAUGGAGGCACCUGUCAAGAGGGUCCUGAUGGGUAUACCUGUACCUGCCCACCCGGCUACACAGGUCAGAACUGCAGCUCGCCCAUCAGCCGCUGUGAGCACAACCCCUGCCACAACGGAGCCACCUGUCAUGAGAGGAACAACCGCUACGUGUGUGCCUGCGCCCCAGGCUACGGCGGCCGCAACUGUCAGUUCCUUUUGCCUGAACACGCGGCUGUGCGGGGAUCAGACGUGCCCUGGAUGGCUGUGGGCUCUGGGGUGGCUCUGGUCCUAUUACUGUUAGCGGGCUGUGCGGUUCUGGUCGGGUUUUACCGCUCAAAAGCACAGCGUGGAGGGCCCAUCGAGGUCACAGGUGAAAUCGAACCAAUCAACAACCUCAACCUGACCAACAACUGCCACCGCAGUGACCGCGACCUGGCGGUGACUGUCAUGCCCGGGGUCAAAAACAUCAACAAGAAGAUGGACUUCAGCAGCGCAGACCCAGAAGAGGGUUCCUCCCCAGGACGCAGCAGCUACAAGAGCCGGCCCCUCACCGGAGACUACAACCUCCAGGAACUGCACUACGACCACAGCGGCAAAGACGCCAUGUUAGAGGCUGCCUGCGACGACAAGUGCCACUCACUCGACUCAUUUGAGUUUGAGGAGAAAGCAAGCAAACGAUUAAAAUGUGAUGCUUCAGAAAAGAAAGCCCCAGAACUGUCUGCAUGUGCGGACACCAAGUACAAAUCUGUGUUUGUCAUGUCGGAGGAGAAGGACGAAUGUAUAAUUGCAACAGAGGUAUAGAGCCGCGUUGGCUGCCCGUUGCACAUUGCUCUAUGGAGAGUUUUAACUCCUCAGAUGCUGCUGAACCCGGGGGGAUGUCCCGCCUUGAGACUGCUGCUGAUAGUUUACUGAUAUUCAGAUGAGCUGGUUCUCUACAGGAGGCUGAGCGCAGGGGCGCGGCCUGUGGGAGGAGGACUGGCGGGGUAAUAUUAUGGUCAUAGAACCACUAGCUUUCACUGCCUUUUUCGGGAAAGGGGUAAACGAUGUAAUGGACUCAUGCUCCAGUUUCUGCAACAUUUGCACCCAGGCCUUUUCUGCCCCACGCGCCGAGGCUGAGCGCUGCAUGGAUGUGAUGUUUGGCCAUAGUGGCCUAAUGUACUGAUCACUGUGUAACUGAAGUGUCUCCAAACCCCAUGACAUAGUAUUGUUCUUUUCUCUUCUUUUGGACAGGAAACUUUGUCUUAAUUACAUAUGUUUUUGAUACAG
Molecule: messenger RNA, 2895 nt
Organism: Periophthalmus magnuspinnatus
Lineage: Eukaryota; Metazoa; Chordata; Actinopteri; Gobiiformes; Gobiidae
Gene: dla
Product: deltaA
Exons: 11
Coding region: 283-2430 (715 amino acids)
Biological process (GO): cell communication; multicellular organism development; heterophilic cell-cell adhesion
Cellular component (GO): protein-containing complex; plasma membrane
Molecular function (GO): calcium ion binding
Source: RefSeq, a predicted model, not a curated record